GUUCAAAUCAGACGCCCUUGUUGGAUGCUGGGGGGUGGGCUAGGGAGUGGUGCGGUGUUUACCAGCAGCCCUGGCCGGUAUGGGGCAGAGGAGAGAGGGGAGAGGAGAGGGAGGGAAAAAAAGAGAGAGAGAGAGAGCGAGAGAGAGCAACCGGCCUCGCGAUCGAGGACGAAAAACAACAGGGCCGGCCAACCAGGUUAACAGCCGUUGCGCUAGCAAGCAGGCCUGCCAGGGCGACGGCGGGGAACCCACGAGAAAACAAGCAGACGACAAAAUGCGCUCACAAGUUGACGAGUGGGCUCCUGGCUGGCGUGGAGAUGAUGGUCGGGAAAAGCAUGCUCGCCGCCCACGACUGUCCUCGCCGCCCACGACUGUCCUCGCUGUCCUCGCCAGGCGCGGCUCUCUGGCCAGCAGGCAGUGCCCUGCCUCUGCCUGCCCGCUGCUGGGCAGCUUUGUCGGCUGUGGGCCCUGGUGCACACGCGAGAUUACAUAGCUUGCAUAUCUUGAUGUGCAAGCCGUGAUGGAAUAAGGUCUGUUGCCCGCAAAUAUACUUAGCCUGGGUGCUAAGUAUGGGCAGUGGAUGGAGCCUGCCUGCUGUUUGCGCACCACGCCCCCUCCUCCUGCUGCUCCUCCUCCUGGUUUUGCUUACCGGCUGCGCACACCCCCCCGUUCGCUGUCUUCGUACCUGUCUGUCUCCAUGUUUCCCAUAUCGCCGCUCACGUAUACCUCCCACCAUGCCAUGCCCAUGGCAGACCGUACCAUAGCGGCCGCUCCAAGUCAGUCGAUCCAGCAACGCCUUGUCCUCCUUCUCUCUUGGAGCCCACCCCCCUGUCCGCACCACCCCCACAGCAGCCCACCACGUCCCUGAUUAUGACCCAAUCUGUCCUGGCUUCUCUGUAUCGUAACCGUGGUCGCGAAGACGCAAGUCGCAAGGGAAAU
This is a messenger RNA of Gaeumannomyces tritici R3-111a-1, 939 nucleotides long. RefSeq lists its product as hypothetical. The transcript has a single exon. The coding region runs from base 80 to 493 and encodes 137 amino acids. The record is from RefSeq and is a predicted model, not a curated record. NCBI's taxonomy places the organism in Eukaryota, Fungi, Ascomycota, Sordariomycetes, Magnaporthales, Magnaporthaceae.